AUGAGUACCGGAACCCCCAGACUCAACUCUGCAUUUCCAGAGACCCCAGUGGCAGCGCCUCCAUUGCGCCAGAGGCGUGGUAACUCUCCCGCGAGGGUAGGAUCCGUUAAACAGCCUCUAUUCGCACCAAAAGCUCCUACAACGAAUCCCAAACCCACCGAUCCUUCUCCUUCAAUCGUUCAAACCUCAGAUCCUCCGCCACUUAUCCCAGAAGAUGUCAUUGAUGCACCCACCCAAAGACUUUAUGCAGUGGCCGUAUUUGUUCUUCUACAAGCAUGGAAAUUUUAUGAUAUAGCCAGAUUGUACGCUGCAGAUGGCGACUCGAUAUCAGAAUUAUGGUUUUGUGUAAAAUGGCUGGUUCUGGAUGGCUGUUUUUUUGGGUUCUUACCAAUCCUCCGGAUCCCGUGGAUUAACUUCAACACGAUGUUUACACUUUGUGCGAUUGCUACAUUUUCAGUCAUGGAUAUUUUUAUCAGUUUAAAGUACCAGCUACCUAUUACGGCAUUUUUUGGAGCUUUCUGGAAACUUAUUUACGACCGAGAACUAUCGAUUACCGAACGAAGCGUCAAGUGGUAUGAUAUUGUGAAUAACAAUUCGCAUAUUCAAGGCAAAUACACUGUGUACCUUUUACCGGAAGGGGCUGCGCAAAUCAACCCGGAGUCUACUUGCUUUUGUAUUGGUGAUACAUCGCCAUUCGUCACCCUGCCGAUUAGAAUCAAUGGGACUCAGCCUAUCAAUAUUGAGCUCCAGAGAAUCGAUUUGGAAUCCGGCAGUGCUGAGAUGAUUAGUAUCAACCAUAAAGAGCUUAAAAAGCUUUUGAAAAAGGCUCCUAAGGAAGACGAACCGCAACUUCGCAACCUACCUUACACCGUCAAGCAACCUGGCCUUUACCGCCUCACUAGAGUUACUGAUGUAUCUCAACUUGAAGUGCGCAUUUACCGAUCUGAAGCGCUCGUCGUGUCAUGCCCGAAAGCGAACCUCAAAAUAUCUGGUUCACAGAAGAGAGAUAAGUGCAAAGGGGACAUGUCAGAUAUUGCUAUGGAGGUUCAAGGCCUUGCCCCGCUCCAAAUUACCUACAGCCGUGAGAUCAAGGGUAAGCCGACGGUGUUUUCAGUCCAGAGCAUUCACCCUGAAGGCUUUGAAUCACCCCUGCUUGCUGGGUUUAAUAGUGACGGCACACUUGCUCAGCAAGGCGACGGAACCCUGACAUGGGCACAACGCCGGGAAAUCAUUGUGCCCCUCAAUGAAUCUCUAGCUUCCGCGGGCGAUUGGGGCUAUUCAAUUGACAAGGUUGUGGAUGGAUGUGGAAAUACAGUCGACUACAAUGCUCUCUUCGAGGACGGGGACUAUGUUGUCCCAAAGAAAAGCAGUCUUUCCCAUAGACUUAUGGUCCAUGAUAGACCACGUAUUCGUUUCCUCGGGUGUGAUCCUCAGACACCCAUCGACCUGCCAAAGGGCGUUUCUAGCGAACUUCCCCUACAGCUUGUAUCUGUCCGCGAUGACGCUCCUUAUUCAGUCCGAUUUGCGUUUACGCCUCACAACAAGCUUCAAUCAGCAUCGGAACACUCGCCAGAUGCUGUAUUCAAGGAUUAUAGCAUGAAGGGCCUAACUCAAGCUGUGUCCAUCAAGGAGCCUGGGCUGUACUCAUUGAAAUCCUUUUCCAGCAAGUUUUGCCCCGGUGAGGUUAUGGAGCCUUCUUCAUGUCUCGUGAUUACGCCACCUGAACCAAGCAUGACUAUGGAGUCUGAUGAGAUUUUGGACAAAUGUACAGGCUCGUCGAUUGGCCUUACAAUCGAUCUUACUCUUGUUGGGUCACCAACAUUUGAGCUUUCCUAUAGACUCAUCAAAGACGGCGGCGCUCCAGUUGUUAAAACUCUUACAAUUGAUCGCACAAGGCACCAAGUCCGCUUCACUCCGGAGGACGCUGGUCACUAUGCGUAUGAGUUUUUCAGUCUUCGCGAUAAGAACUAUGCCAAUGUCAAACUUGAUUCUAAAAUCAACCGUGUCGAGCAAACUGUCAAGCCGCUUGCCGGUGCCAGCUUCAUCGAUGCAGCGCCUCGGAAGAACGUCUGCAUUGAAGAGCCUGUAGAGUUCCAGGUUAAGAUGCAAGGAACGCCCCCGUUGAAUUUACACUACGACCUUAUCCACAAUGGAAAACGCCAUAGGAUGUCCGAUAAAAACAUUACCACAAGUAUACAUACCAUCAAGACUCCACCUUUAACACAGGGUGGAGAAUAUGCGCUCGCCUUGACAACCGUCGAAGAUAAUAGCGGAUGUAAAAUCUACUUGGAAUCGGAGGCAAAAGUAAAUGUUAGGUGGCAGAGGCCAAAGGCUCAGUUUGCCCCAGUUGAAGGGAAAAUGCAUGUCAGGGCGCUAGAAGGCAAACCUGUGGAUAUCCCAAUAAGGCUGACUGGUGAAAGCCCAUGGACUGUUAGAAUUCGUAAUGCUGAUAGAGACGAACCAGCCAAGACAUUUAAGUUCACAGGAACAAAUUCCUACUUGACUGUGAACGACGCAGGCACUUAUUACCUAGAAGAUGUUCGUGAUAAUGGAUGUCCUGGAUCUGUUGCUGGGGCAGAUAGCACAUUUAAAAUUUCUUGGAUCGACAGACCUAAACUCCGCCUAGCAGAGUCCGUAUCAACUACCAGAAAGGAUGGAGGCUUCGUUAGAAAAGACGUUUGUGAAGGAGACGAGGAUUCUGUUGAACUUGCGUUCACAGGAAGUCCACCAUUCAUGGUUGAUUAUGACAUUGUGUUCAAACCGGAUGGCUCUUCUGACUCCAAGCGCUCUUUGGAGCAUAGCCCACAACAACUUCGUGCUGGUCUUGGUGUGGCGACUGUGCGGUUGGAAACGAGCCGUGCUGGUCUUUACCAAUACAAGUUCAAGAGUCUUGCGGAUGGGCUUUACGAUAAUCCAAGGGAGAGUUUGCUCAAGAAUCCGUUUACGCUUGAACAAACCGUACACUCGAGGCCGACUACAAGUUUUGCUAAUCCGAGCAAAGUCUACAAGUACUGCUUGGAUGCUGGUGCUGGUGACGACAUUAUUCCAAUCCAGCUUCACGGCAUUGCACCCUUUUCCUUGACCAUCAAUGUCAAACAUUUCAGCACUGGUAAAAGCGACAUAAUCAACGUCCCUCAUGUCGAAACCAAUGUCUUCAAUUUCCGCAUUCCUAACCACGCCCUGACUCUUGGUAGCCACGCUGUUAGUGUCCUCAAAGUCAAGGAUUCCCGUGGUUGUGUCCGGAAGACGCCGACCGAUGCCCCUCAUGUCAUGGUCGCAGUUGCCGACAUGCCAACAAUUACCCCUCAUGACACACAACGCAAAGACUACUGCGUUGGUGACCGUAUUGCAUUCACUCUCGCCGGUGUUCCUCCGUUUGCUGUUGAAUACGAGUGGAACGGUGUCCCGAUGAGUGCUCAUAACCAACCAUCGCAGUUCAUCCGUGUUGCAGAGAAACCGGGCAACUUCACAGUCACAGGGUUGCAAGAUUCAGCCAGUGACUGUAAAGUCAGUGUUGGGCUAACGAGCGUGGUCCAUGAGGUUCCGAGUGUUAGAAUCAGUGGAGGAAAUAUCGUUGUCAAGGGUAUUGCGGAGGGUGACCAGACGGAGAUUAGCUUCAACUUUUUUGGCACACCACCAUUUACUUUCACUUAUACACGAAGUGAAAUCGCUAAAAAGGGAUCGAAACCUAAGAUUUUGGAGAGCCAUUCACAAACCACAAACAGCUUUAGUUACAGCAUGUUUGCCUCCCAGGAGGGUGUUUAUGAAGUAAUCUCCAUCGCCGACAAAUUCUGCCAGUACUCUGCAGCAAAGUCAGGUCGGAAGGAUUAA
Molecule: messenger RNA, 3831 nt
Organism: Morchella sextelata
Lineage: Eukaryota; Fungi; Ascomycota; Pezizomycetes; Pezizales; Morchellaceae
Exons: 5
Coding region: 1-3831 (1276 amino acids)
Biological process (GO): protein import into nucleus; nuclear pore organization
Cellular component (GO): nuclear pore transmembrane ring
Molecular function (GO): structural constituent of nuclear pore
Source: RefSeq, a predicted model, not a curated record